Molecule: messenger RNA, 1899 nt
Organism: Morus notabilis
Lineage: Eukaryota; Viridiplantae; Streptophyta; Magnoliopsida; Rosales; Moraceae
Product: exocyst complex component EXO70B1
Exons: 2
Coding region: 1-1899 (632 amino acids)
Biological process (GO): exocytosis
Cellular component (GO): exocyst
Molecular function (GO): phosphatidylinositol-4,5-bisphosphate binding
Source: RefSeq, a predicted model, not a curated record
AUGGAGAAUAAGGACCUUUCAGAAGAGGAUUUCAUUAACGGAAAACUGAUCGGCAAUACCAAAACGGAGGUCGCUGCGGAGGAGGAGCUACCAAUUAAAGAAGAGACUCCUCCUCUUCCUCCUCAAGCUGAUGGCAAUGAAGCUCCUGAUCAAACCACCAUAAAGAAGGCCUCCGAAGAAAUCGUUCGGUUCGUCAACGACGACGCGUCGAUCGAGGCCGUGCCUGCAGAUUCCGUCAUCAACGAGUUCCUGGACCUCGUCGAAGAAAAGAUCACGAAGCGCGAAUCAAAUAAGAAAUAUAAUCAUUGCGAGACAGCAUUUCUGGAAUCUGUAAACAGAGUAUCAAAGCUGCACAAGCAGUUAAAUGUCGUUAAUUCCAAAUCGGAGGAGAAUAGUAUUUCUCUGAUUAAUCGCAUCGGAAGCGUCCAACAGCGUGCCAUGGCGUAUCUCCAAGAAGAAUUCCGAUCGCUUCUCGAAGAUUCCAAGACCGUUGAAGAUUCGGAUAAUAUUAAUAGCGAUGCUGGCGACAAUAUUAAGAAUAAUAAUUCGGAUGAUCAAAGUACUACAAUAUUCCCGGGGUAUACUCGCGACGUCGUUUUAAGCAUGAACAAGAUCGCGAAGGAGAUGAUUUUCGGAGGAUAUGAGUCAGAAUGCUGCGAGGUUUACAUGAUCGCGAGGAGGAACGCGCUGGAGGAGAUCUUGCAGAGCUUGGGAUUCGAGAAGAUCACCAUCGACGAUGUUCAGAAGAUGCACUGGGAAUCCCUCGAGAGAGAGAUCGUCCCUGCCUGGAUCAACACCUUCAGGCAAUGCGCGACCGUCCAUUUUGCGGAGGAGCGGAGCCUGGCGGAGGCAGUGUUUUCCGAUCAUAACCCAUCGAUUGCGGCGAGUCUGUUCAGCAACCUAGCCAGAGGAGUGGUAAUACAGCUUCUGGAUUUCUCGGAGGGCAUCGCGAUGUCGAAGCGCUCGGCGGAGAAGCUGUUCAAGACGCUGGACAUGUACGAGACCUUGCGCGACAUGGUUCCAAAGAUGGACGGCCUCUUCCCAGCCGACGAGUGCGCCGCCGAGCUCAGUACGGAGACCUCCCUGGCCCGGUCCCGCCUCGGCGAGGCCGCAAUAUGCAUAUUCUGCGAUUUGGAGAACUCGAUCAAAGCCGACACGGGGAGAACUCCGGUGCCCGGCGGUGCGGUUCAUCCGCUGACGCGCUACACCAUAAAUUACCUCAAGUACGCCUGCGAGUACAAAGACACGAUUGAGCAAGUCUUCAAGGAACAUUCCAAAACCGAUGACCGAAAAGAUGACGAAGUAUCGCCGUUUUCGGUCCAGCUGAUUAGAGUAAUGGAUCUGCUGGACUCGAACCUAGAAACGAAAUCAAAGGUGUACAAGGACGUCGCGCUGAGCUCGAUCUUCAUGAUGAACAACGGACGGUACAUAUUACAGAAGAUCAAGACCUCGGCGGAGAUCAACGGUUUGAUGGGGGACACGUGGUGCCGAAGGAAGUCGUCGGAGCUGAGGCAGUUCCACAAGAACUAUCAGAGAGAGACGUGGAGCAAACUCCUGGGGUGUUUGAGUCACGAGGGACUGAACGUGGUAAACGGGAAAGUGGCGAAAAAGCCGGUGCUGAAGGAGAGGUUCAAGAGCUUCAACGCGAUGUUCGAGGAGAUUCAUCGGACGCAGAGUUCGUGGGUGGUGAGCGACGAGCAGCUGCAGUCGGAGCUUAGGGUGUCGAUAACGGCGGUGGUGAUUCCGGCGUACAGGGCGUUCUUGGGGAGGUUCUCGCAGUACUUGGAUCCGGGAAGGCAGACGGAGAAGUAUGUCAAGUUUCAGCCUGAGGAUUUGGAGAACUACAUUGAUGAGCUUUUUGAUGGGAACACCACGCCUAUGGCAAGGAGGAAACAGUGA